Molecule: messenger RNA, 1298 nt
Organism: Sinocyclocheilus grahami
Lineage: Eukaryota; Metazoa; Chordata; Actinopteri; Cypriniformes; Cyprinidae
Gene: slc32a1
Product: solute carrier family 32 member 1
Exons: 1
Coding region: 11-1219 (402 amino acids)
Biological process (GO): amino acid transmembrane transport
Cellular component (GO): vacuolar membrane
Molecular function (GO): L-amino acid transmembrane transporter activity
Source: RefSeq, a predicted model, not a curated record
GUAUAAAGCCAUGCUCUGCUUAUCUCCCCAGGGCAUGUUUGUUCUCGGGUUACCCUACGCCAUUCUCCACGGAGGAUAUCUCGGACUGUUCCUCAUUAUAUUCGCCGCGGUCGUGUGCUGCUACACGGGGAAAAUCCUCAUCGCUUGCCUCUACGAAGAAAACGAAGAUGGCCAGUUGGUACGAGUGAGAGACUCGUAUGUGGAUAUUGCCAAUGCGUGCUGCGCGCCGCGCUUCCCCUCACUGGGAGGCCACGUCGUCAACGUAGCCCAGAUCAUUGAGUUGGUGAUGACCUGCAUUUUAUACGUCGUGGUGAGCGGAAACCUGAUGUACAACAGCUUCCCCAACCUCCCCGUGUCCCAGAGGUCUUGGGCCAUCAUCGCCACCGCCGCUCUUCUGCCUUGCGCCUUCCUCAAGAACCUCAAAGCCGUGUCCAAGUUCAGCUUGCUCUGCACCAUCGCGCACUUCAUCAUCAACGUCCUAGUGAUCGCAUACUGUCUGUCCAGGGCGCGAGACUGGGCCUGGGACAAGGUGAAGUUCUACAUCGAUGUCAAGAAGUUCCCCAUCUCCAUCGGCAUCAUCGUCUUCAGCUACACCUCGCAGAUCUUCCUGCCAUCGCUGGAGGGGAACAUGCAGAAGCCCAGCGAGUUCCACUGCAUGAUGAACUGGACUCACAUCGCUGCCUGCAUCCUCAAAGGCCUGUUCGCCUUGGUGGCUUAUCUGACGUGGGCCGACGAGACCAAGGAGGUGAUCACCGACAACCUACCAUCCAGCAUCAGAGCCAUUGUUAACAUCUUCUUGGUGUCCAAGGCGCUGCUUUCGUACCCGCUGCCGUUCUUCGCCGCCGUGGACGUCCUGGAAAAGUCUUUCUUCCAAGAAGGAGGGCGUGCGUUUUUCCCGGAUUGCUACGGGGGCGACGGGCGUCUCAAAUCGUGGGGGCUUUCGCUCCGCUGUGCACUAGUGGUGUUCACUAUGCUCAUGGCUAUCUAUGUGCCGCACUUCGCGCUCCUCAUGGGUCUGACGGGAAGCCUGACGGGCGCGGGUCUGUGCUUUCUCCUCCCCAGCUUAUUUCAUCUCAAGUUGUUGUGGAGAAAGCUCUUGUGGCAUCAGGUCUUCUUCGACGUCGCCAUAUUCGUGAUCGGGGGUAUAUGCAGCAUCUCUGGCUUCAUCCAUUCCGUCGAGGGCCUCAUCGAGGCGUACAAAUACAACCUGCACGAUUAGUCUGGAACCUGAUGAGCGGCGGUAGUUUGGUGAUAAGUGUUACGCAUCCCACAUAUUGAUAACCAAACCGAUAAGUUCC